GUAAGUAUCAUAAAUCCGCGGGCGCGCAGAAUGGCAGCCCUACCCAUAAGAACAGUGACUGAACAAGUUAUACAGGUGAAACCGCUGCGCGUGAACCACGUCGGAGAUAAUCUCGUUUUUCACAACCUUUACUGCCUUCAAUUUGCUUCGCGAGACUGAUUCAAACGCCUCGCGAGCCACCUGCCAGCACGGACAUGACUGCACCUAUACCAAAACCCAGAGCUCGCUACAGACUUGAGGCAGGUGUCCAGAAACAGCUGUCUUCAGACAGGGAUCUGUUAAAUGAUUCAUUGGAUGCCAAAACAGCUGGAAUAGUCCCGCAAGAUUAUCUCCAGGAGAAAAAUAAUCCUGUCGCCACAGGAGGUCCUUGCGCUUAUGGUAUCGACAGUCAAGAAAAUGGUGACAAGCCUACUGUACUAAAAGGACCCCCAAAAGUCCAGUCAACUAGCCCUACUCUCCAAACCAGAAAGGCAAUGUGUUUUACAGACAGCGCAGAUGGAAAGCCACUCUCUGACACUCUCCUCCACCCACCACCUUGGCAGAAUCAGAGCCAGGAGGACUCCGCACACUCCCAGCAGAACUGCGGGCUGAUUCCCUCUGCCCCCCCGGAAGACUCCGGGACAGGCGGUGAGGCAGCAGGUGACUCCAGUCAAAACCACUUUGUCUGGCCUGCCACUCCUCCAGCCAGCCCUACCGGCCACCAGGAGUUGGCUGAAUGGGCCACGGAGCCUGGGUAUGACACCAACGACGACGAGUGCCUCACCCCUGGGACUCCAAAGUCAGAAGACGAGGCCACUGUCAGGACUGAAACCAGACAAAGCCCUAAAGAACUGCAGGCUCAAUUGCUUACAGAUGGUAGUUCUCAGGUGUCCAGUGGCCAAGCCAGUGUCACCAGCACUGGACAGCCCCCUCAGCCAGAAAACGGGCCAAUCAUUCUGACCAAGCGAGUGAAGCAGAAGGCUCCCCGAGCCGCCACCAUUCGAGUGAGCAGGAAGAAGCAGGGCCGGACAGAGUCGGGCGUGGGCACUCGCCCUGGCGAGGGGUCCCUCAGGGAGGGCGCGGUGUCCCGCUCCAGCUGGCUGGACGUGUGGCAAGGCCGCAGGCACCACGUGCUGUGGGCCACGUUGGAUGGGCAGCUGAUGUCUCUUUGGAAGAAGCGUACAGACAAGUUCACGGAGAUGGCGUUCCACGUGUCGAGCAUCAGCAGCGUCCGGCCUCAGGAGCGGGCGCGCUUCUCCAUCUACUUCGGCAAGAAGCACAUCGACUUCAUGGCGCACAGCGCGGCUGUGCAGGAGGGCUGGGUCAGCUCCCUCCUCGCCUCCCGCGGGCAGGAGCCCCCGCCCCCGCCCGAGCAGCACGGCCCCCUGGUCAUGAAGGACCCCCGCACCAAGGUGUACGCGGCCAUCCUGGGACACAACCUGUGGAUCUAUCGCAACAAAGAGGACUACGGUUUGGGGCUGGGGAUGACCUACGUGUCGAUGAGCGUGGCGUCGGUGAAGCAGACGGGCCGGCACGGUUUCAGCCUCAUCACCCCCUACAGGACCUUCAGUUUCUCGGCGGACUCCUCCCGGGAGCUGGCGGUGUGGCAGGGCUGCCUGACGCAGGUGAUCCGCAGCGCCCUGUCCUGCAGCGAGGUGGCGCUGCGCAUGUGGGCCAGCCCCUGGAACAAGGUGUGCGCCGACUGCGGCUCGGCCAGCCCCGAGUGGGCCUCCGUCAACCUGCUGGUGGUCAUCUGCGAAGCCUGCGCAGGCCAGCACCGGUCGUUGGGUAUCAACGUGUCCAAAGUCCGCAGUCUGAAGAUGGACAGCAAGGUGUGGACGGAGCCUCUGAUUCAGCUCUUCGUGCUGUACGGGAACAAAGUGGCCAAUGAGAUAUGGGGCCACAACGUGCCCGCCGCCGAGCAGAUCUUGCCGGACGCCACCCCGAACGAGCGCAACGCUUUCAUGAAGGCCAAGUACUGCAAGGGGCUGUACCGACGGGCACACCCUCUGGCCUCCAGCCAGAAGCUGCUCAACCAGAGGCUGUGUGAGGUGGUGUGCGGUGGCGAUAUCCCGGAGACCAUGUCUCUGCUCUGUUCGGGGGCGCGGGUCCUGUGCCACUCUGGGGACCCCCAGUGCCCCUCGCCCAUCGCCCUGGCAGAGCGAGCCGGUCAGGCCAUGCAGACGGAGCUCCUGAGACAUAAUGAGUAUGCAGAGGUCCCUGCAUAUUGCCCAAAGAAGCCAUCUAGAGAGACACUGUCAUCUACCACAGUGCCUGACUCUACCUCUACCGCAGGGAGCCAGGAGGAGCUUCAUGGGAAGCUGGAGGAGGACCGCUUCCUCUUCUCUGAGGAAAACGACUCUGCUGCGUGUGAUGUGCUGGAUCUGAGGGAGGUCAUAUCCAUACUCGACCUCUCCACUGGGGAGACCCAUGAGUUUGAGAUGCUGACACUGACAGACCAGCUGGUGUGCCAGGCUGACACCCGUGAGGCACUGCUGGCACAUCUAACACACAUUCUCAAGGUGGUUCUGCCCGGACCCGUGUCUGAUGAGGAGCUGGAGGGGGUGUUCACGGUGUCCAGAGUCGCCAUGCGGGAGGGAGGCGACCUGCAGCACACUGAGGUUUGGGUGGCCCUCAAGGACAACGAGAUACUCAUCUACCCCACUGGGGGGCGCCAAAAGAACAAGCUUCUACUGACCCCUGACACCGUCUUCAACUUGGACUUGCCUGAGAACACCGUUCAACUGAUUACUGCAGAGAGGACUGUGUCCAUGCAGUUUGAGCGGGACGAGCCCUGCCGCUCCUGGGCCAUGGGGCUGAAGAGGAGACUGCCAGGGCCGGCCCUGCAGGUCAGCCGGCAGGACUCUCUGUACCCCUCCAUGCCCCCUACGGUCAGCGGGAAGGUGCCGCCGGCUGUAGAGAGGUGCAUCUCUCACAUCACACAGUACGGCCUGAAGGUGGACGGCAUUUACCGGCGCUGCGGCAUGGCUACCAAGAUCGGCCAGCUGGUGGCGGCCCUGAGCAGGUCGCCGGGCGCGGCGGAGCUGGAGGCGGACGAGAUGGGCGUGCUGGACACGGCCGGGGCGCUGAAGCAGAUCCUCCGCCAGCAGGUGGUGCUGAUCCCGGGGACGCACAUGGGCUCCUGGGUGGAGGCGGCGGCUUGUUCGGACGAGACCAAGAGGCUGCGCAUGUUCCGCAGGAGUCUGAACGGCCUUCCCCCCGACAACAGAGCCACGCUCAACGCCCUCUGUGAACACCUCUACCUGGUUCAGCUGUACAGCGGUGAGAACCGGAUGACCGCCCAGAACCUCGCCCUGGUGUUUGUGCCCACGCUGUUCCAGGACCUGGCGAUGAACACCAACAUGGUCCGGCUCACCCGCGAACUCAUCAUCCACUACACCCUCAUCUUCCAGGGAGAAGGUGCGCAUGCAGAGGCAGGUCAUGAAGAACUGGUGACUGUUUUCUGAAAUGUAACAAGCACACGACAGGAAGAGAGAAGAGGACUCUUCUGAUCUGCUCAUUACUAGAACUCUGACACAUCAUUUACUCAUCAAAUCCAGUUCAAAUGACAGGACAACAGUAUAGGCGGUAAAGCAUUUAUUUAAAGCUCCACUGAGAUGCCAUUUCCUAAAAUGACAGUGUUUGCUGAAAAUACAUGAGAACCAUAAUUUCAUACUGGUUUCAGUCUUUUUGAUUGAUGGUAAAUAGAUGAUAGUUUACUUAAGGUCAUUUUUGUACUAACUCUUGGUUUUUAUGAAUGAUUAAAUUAUUUUUCAUGGAAUGGUUGUAUUGCCAGCAGAUUAGUUUUAUUUUGGUAGCGAGGCGUUUGAACUGUAGCUGUAUUUACUAUUCAAAACGGGAAAAUUGGGUUUUUUUAUUUUGGGUUUUUUCACCUGAAGCACUUUCUUCAAUAAGACAUGAAACAUAAUGUGAAAUGAGCAAGGGACCUGUAACAUGAACACAAACAUGAGAAAGCUCCAGCAAAUUGAAAGUUAUUUAUUUUCCUGAGUUUGGUUUUUUUGUGCUGUUAUUUGCCUCAUUUGUUUCCAUUUUGUGUACGGAGCAUCUGUACUGUGCUAUAGGUAUUUCUAGUAUUUUAAUGGUAUACAUUAACUCUGUAUGUAUUAUAUGACUAAUGGCCAAUUGUAGAGCGUAUGCAAUCUAAAGGUUUUAGUCAUCUACCCGUGUUUAUAUACGUGAAAUGACACAAAAAAUAAUUAUCACACUUAAUCGCACAUCACGUUCUAUCCACUCACCACAGUUCACACGUGAUUUUAUGGCCUAGUGUGGUGAACUGCACACUGCCUGCAUUAUAACCUGUUUGAUCUAGAUGCAGCCAUUGAAAUGUAAAGCUAGGUUUGUAAUUGCUAAUCAUUCUUUGUAAAAGAAGCAGAGGAUUUUAUACGAAGCAAUAAACCAAUACAAAGUG
Messenger RNA from Anguilla anguilla (European eel), 4408 nucleotides. RefSeq names its product arf-GAP with Rho-GAP domain, ANK repeat and PH domain-containing protein 1. The coding region runs from base 195 to 3446 and encodes 1083 amino acids. NCBI's taxonomy places the organism in Eukaryota, Metazoa, Chordata, Actinopteri, Anguilliformes, Anguillidae. Gene Ontology annotation, molecular function: GTPase activator activity. The transcript has 24 exons. Gene Ontology annotation, biological process: signal transduction. The record is from RefSeq and is a predicted model, not a curated record.